ACAAGUGUUGGUGCAUUAACAAAAAUUUACACGGACAUGUAGUGUUUGUGCAUUAAUAAAAAUUAGUUUUAAAGCAAAAGAAGUGUUCUCAGACUUGAUAAAAUCAUCGUUGGAGCGCCUUCUUCCUCAUAGUUCUUCACCCAAACUGCAAUUGCGCCCUAGCCCGAUUUCAGUACUUCCCAGGUUAGUUUCCCCUUUGCUACAAUGUCUUCUUCGAAUUUCGAUUCCUCAGCCCCGUCUUCUAGUCCCGCUCUAGCAGACCAGCCGAUUAACCCUGGUCAGGCUCGGGGCCCACCCGGAUCGCCUCAGCUAUCAUCGGCAGCUCCAUCCGAUAGGGGAAGGCAGCGAUUAAGGAAACAGUUUUCCUCCCCACAGCCCAAGCUAUUGGGCCCUAGGGUUGAGCUCGAGGAGAAUAUCAUGGCGUUGUGCCACUGCCAAAUCUCGGAUCAAGGCUUUGCGGAUGCUACCAACAUGGCCGGACCCGCCAUUGAGGUUCGGAGACCUAGCAAGACCGAGACUACCCUAAACGCUCCCAAAGAGUUCUUCACUGUGCAUCUUGCUUCCCUGAAGAGGAGUCUGCGAUCAUGUUGCACCCUCUGGACAGUGGUCACCGAGGAGUGCCUGACCAAGCUUGGGAUCGAGUUCGUCAAGGAUGAUCAUCGCCAUCAACCAAACUUGUUAAGGGACAUCCCCGAGAGGAACGAUGAUUCAAGUCCCUUCGUCAAGCAAGAAGAGGAGACAGAAACGCCCGUCCUCAGGCCAGGAGGUCCACUCCCUGGUCGAUCACGUGGUGUUCGAUGGAUAAGAUCCAAAGGAACCAACUCCCAUGGCGGGAUUGGAGACAAUGGUGACCAACUCUCCCCAAGAAAAAGGAUCCAUGGGGAAGAACUGUCUGGGCGCCACGUAGAUCACCACUUGGUGCAGCCCACAUCUAGGGUGACCAUGGGCGAGCCUUCCGAGCGCCCUCCCUCCUUGGUCGACCCCCCUCCUGUCGUGAACAUUGACAUAGAGACCAAAACGGGGUCGGCGAGGUUUUGCGUGCCCCACCGCCAGUGUGUGGGCUUGAAGGAGUUUCCUGCGGAGACAACAGCCACGCUUCCCUCUGCCGACCAAGCCUGUCUGUCUGCUUGUUCUAAUCGGGACUUAGCAGACAUGAUCCUCUUCAAGUUUGGCCAGGCCUCCCUUGGAGUGUUGGAGCUUGCCCGUCGAGCGACCAUCUUCUCUAGAUGACGAGAGGAAGUUGUCUGCGGCUGAGAAAAAGAAACUGCAAGACAAAGUCAACCGCCUCAGUAGGGAGCUGGAGCUGCUGGAGGAAGGGCAUCUGAAU
Molecule: messenger RNA, 1327 nt
Organism: Cuscuta campestris
Lineage: Eukaryota; Viridiplantae; Streptophyta; Magnoliopsida; Solanales; Convolvulaceae
Source: the annotation of a GenBank genome assembly